Molecule: messenger RNA, 2082 nt
Organism: Sclerotinia borealis F-4128
Lineage: Eukaryota; Fungi; Ascomycota; Leotiomycetes; Helotiales; Sclerotiniaceae
Source: the annotation of a GenBank genome assembly
AUGGAUGCACCACAACUGGGGCAUAUAAUAAAUGUUUCAGGUAGAUUAAGUUUACCACGCUUAUCUGUUAACAGAAGUCUCGUCAAUAUCGGAAAUACUCCAGUUGGUCCAAACGUAGGUAGGAUUGGAAAACUCAUUGGUGGCCCAAUGGUGGGGGCUGUAAGCGCUUGUGGGGAGGAACCACCAACUCGGGAGGGUGGGCUUCAAGAAUCUUACCAGGCGACAAACAAACUAAUGAUACAAUAUCAGUCAAUAGCCAAGGUUCAUAUUAAUGGCAAACCAGAUGUACUCUUUUCCGCAGACGUCUUCAACAACAACAACAACAACAACAACAGUACCGAUACCACAGCCAAGGGUCAGGCGCUCUCAUCAAGAAGAGUGAAGUGCGAUGAGGCAAAACCAGAUUGUAUGCGAUGUGUUCGAUUUGGACAUAAAUGCGAAGGUUAUGCCUAUCUUCUAAAGUUUGGUGCGAAGCCCAGUGUUGUAACCAACAUCGCGCCUCGAGCGUUGAUACCGAGAAUCGGAUAUCUGCCCAUCAGUCCAUCUACAUCCCCUACUUCUGUAGCUUCAACGACAUCUUCGGUCUUAUCACAACCAGAAAUUCUCGCUUCUCCACCGUCGUUGUGGAGAGACCAGACUGCAGAAACAUGUUUUCGGAAUUUUGUGAGAGAGAUUGCAGGGAGUUCGAGUGACUUUGAAGUUUGGUGGGGACUUAUAUUCUCGGGGUGUCAAUCGUCUUCCCUGAUUUUUGAUGCAGUACACAUGAUUGGGUCUCUCGAUUUGCGACCGAAGAUUCGAGGGAAUCAAAUAGGUACUUUUAGACACAUGUCUGCCUACCACGAAUAUUGCAAUACGAAAUGUUUGACGAAGAAGAGGGCAGUCCCAUAUUCUGAGGGCCCAGGAAUAGGUACGGGGAUUAUUGAAAUUGAUGUGGAUAGCAGAACAACACUCAUCGCCCAUUUGCUUUCUAAUAUGAUGGGCAGGGGUAACGAGGUUAUCAGCCAUGAGAGAGUUUCGACUAUGUAUUUGGGGCUAAGAGCACUCCGCGACUGGGUGACUAGGAUAUAUAUCCCCCAAGCUGCCUAUCUCGAAUCGAUGACGGAAACUGGUUGUUUGAAGUGCUUCAGCAAAGUGGAAUUGAGAAUCUUACGAUACGUAGAUACACAAAUAGAACACGAGAGGAGGACAAGUCUAGGGGAACCAGAUAUCGAAAUGAUGCCGGGCCUAAUUUCAAAUCUCACAGAGGCGAAGAAAGAUCUGGAGAAAGUUAUGAUGAAAAGUAUGGAUUGGUUAGCUUCGACUCUUAAACGACAUGAUUUUUCUGCCCAUAAUAACGAUCAGAAAGACCAUCAUCAAAAUAAUGGACUAUUCUUCGACAUUGACCCCAAAUUAGAGGAAGAGAAGAGAAUGUUGAGGGAAUAUGAACGGUGGAAUCGAUCAUUUUCACCUCUGUUUGAAGACCAUCAAAAGCGAUGCCAGUCUAACGAUAAGUUUCACUGUGAUAAAGAUUCGGACUUAUUGUUAGCAUAUACAUUACGAAUGAGUUGGCUUUCUGGAUACAUUCUAAUCGCCUCGUCUAAUCACCUCGAUCGUCUAGAUAUUAGCGAGGGAAGAUUUUCUGCACAAGUACAGGAAUUAAGGGAUAUUGCCAAGGUAUUACGAUCGACACCUAGUUGGAGGGCGGCUUUAGAAGAAAGCGGAAAUUUUGAACUCGCAACCAUUAUACCAUCUAUGGUUGUAGGCUGGGAAACACGAGAUCGGAACUUGAGAAGGAUUAGCGUUGCUAUGUUGUUGAGGGGCAUGAAGUAUGACUGUUCCAGUACUGGUGGGGCGCGGAGCUUUAUGGGUGCAGUGGGUAGAGUGAUGGAGAGGUUGGUGGAGAUAGAAGAAGAUGAUAAUGAAACAAAUAGUAUGUUGGAGGGGACUAGAGCAUCUAUAACAGAGAAGGAUAGGUGUAAGAAUAUUGAGAUGGGCUUUGAUGCUGCGGCGAUGGUCGCCUUCAUGAGAUGUUCCAAGGCGGAUCCAACAAUACAGGGGCUGGCGGGAUCCGAGAGACGAAGGGAGAUUGUUAUUCAAUGUUAG